AUGAUCUCCCCUGUUACUACCUGUGGCGCGGACGCGACAGCGGACAUGGCGACGAGCAGCAGCAGUGCUGAGAGGAAGGAAGGUGGGGUUAGUCAGUGGGAGGAUGGACGGGAGGCAGGAGCAGCAGGAGGGGCAGGAGCGGCAGGAGCGGCGGGAGAGGAGGGAGGGGAUGAGCUACAGGUGGAGCUAUGUGUGGACGUGGGGUCGCCUUACAGCCUCGUGGCGCUCGAAAUCCUCCUCAGGUACCGCCAUCUGUGGAACGUCAGACUGCUGUUGCGCCCGGUGCUGCUGGGAGCUAUCCUCCGCGCCACAGGCAACGCCAUGCCCUCUGCCGUGCCCGCUCGAGCCGCAUGGCUACAGCAGGGCAUGGCGCGAACAGCAGCCGUGGCCUGCCAGUGCGUGCGUGCCAACACUUGCUCGCUCUCCAACCCCCGGAUUUCAUCCGCCUCUCCCAUCCCUUCCCUGUCCCCCCCUCUUUUCACCCACCAGCUACAGGUACAGCAGGACAUCACACGCACAGCAGCCUUUGCUGGAGCGUGGUUACAGCACGACAUGGAGCGCACAGCAGCGUUCGCCCGGCUGCCGCGCAUCUCCCCCCCACCGGGCUUCGGCUCGCCGCGCUUCUCCACGCUGCGCUGCCAGCGCCCUGCUCACCGCCCUCGCACUGCAACAGUCCCCAUUGCUCCUGCCUCCUCCUCCUCCUCCUCCCCAUCGGACAUCGCAACCCCAUCGCGCACCGACAUCGCAGCACCGGCGUUGCUGCGCCACGCGUGCGGCCAGGCCGGCAUCCUGCCUGCCCACCAGGACGCGCUGCUGGCUGCUGCUGCCACACCUGCCGUCAAACAGGCGCUUACUGCGAGCACACAGGCGGCCAUAGAAGGGGGCGCAUUCGGAACGCCCACGCUCUUCAUCCGCCCAACCACUCGCCCCCUGCACCUGCCCACGGGCGCCACGCUCUCCCCCGCGCGCCCUCUCAUGCUCUUCGGCUCCCGACCGCUUCGAGCAGCUCGCCUGGCUGCUGGGGCUGCCGUGGCACGGCCCCAACCCCCCGCUAGCAGCGCUCUGAAGCACGCUUUUUACCUGGCAUGUAGGGCAGCACUCCAGGCCAGCACUCCAGGGCACAUGUUUUAG
This is a messenger RNA of Closterium sp. Naga37s-1, 1131 nucleotides long. NCBI's taxonomy places the organism in Eukaryota, Viridiplantae, Streptophyta, Zygnematophyceae, Desmidiales, Closteriaceae. The record is from the annotation of a GenBank genome assembly.